Adineta ricciae is the source of this 783-nucleotide messenger RNA. NCBI's taxonomy places the organism in Eukaryota, Metazoa, Rotifera, Eurotatoria, Adinetida, Adinetidae. The record is from the annotation of a GenBank genome assembly.
AUGGUGAACAUCAUUGGACGCCACCGAAAGAUGGAUAUAACAUCUAUGUUCGAUCGAAUAUGUGCAAGUAACGUCGUCAUUGCAUCGCAACAACGUGACGAACCAGAUUUUACACAGGAACAGAAAUAUCAUAUCCUUCAACAGUUAUAUUCGACAAAUCCAGCCACAUUUAUCUAUCGGUUCGGUUCACUGUUAACUGACGAUGAUUUACAACGAUAUUUUGAUCCAAAUGCUGAUUAUAUUCGUCAAAUAGCCACUCCACAACGCCAUAAACAACGCGCAAAUCGUCGAUAUACAUACAUGCAACAACUAGUUGCAAACGGAUCGUAUUUCAGCGAUGAGGCAAUGAAAGAACGUUCACCACUACUAUAUGAACAAAUGAUUGGUAGAUACGAAAUUAAUGACACAAAUAAACAAUUAGUGACAAGAACUGCGAAUGGUCCCUUAGCUGAUUUUUAUAUGGAACAUCUAGAAGCUAUAAAUCAUCAAGAAAGAGUUGAAGAAGAAUUUCAAAAAGAGGAACGGGCACGUCGCGAGGAGGACAGCGAAAGUGAAGAAGAUGAAGAUGAUAAUGAAUGUUCCAAUGCACAAAGAGAAUUGUAUAGAAAAGAAUUUCUUGCUAUUCAGAAAGAGAAAUUUCUCAAUGGUGAAGACUCGAAUAUUGAUUAUGCAUCGAUUGAUAACAACGAAAAUCUUGACGAUAUGAAAAUUCGUGAACGUGACGAAGAAGAAGGAUAUUUUGACGAUGAAGAUUCGUAUACCUAUGGUGAUGAUGAACGAUAA